Molecule: messenger RNA, 1488 nt
Organism: Exophiala xenobiotica
Lineage: Eukaryota; Fungi; Ascomycota; Eurotiomycetes; Chaetothyriales; Herpotrichiellaceae
Exons: 4
Coding region: 1-1488 (495 amino acids)
Molecular function (GO): oxidoreductase activity, acting on paired donors, with incorporation or reduction of molecular oxygen; monooxygenase activity; iron ion binding
Source: RefSeq, a predicted model, not a curated record
AUGGACAAUCUGCUGGCGAGUCUCCCUGCCAAAUCACCACUGAUCAUCCUAGCCGCGAUCGUUAUUGCAACGUUUGUGCGAAGUUAUCUGAACAAAGGCUUCAACAAAUAUCCAGGGCCCUUUCUUUCAAACUUCACAGACGUCUGGAGAUUCUUCAGUGUGCUGAGUGGCAAAUCGCAACUGACUUUGCGAACGCUACAUGACCGAUAUGGAGAUAUCGUUAGGCUCGGACCUAAUUCGCUUUCCUUCAGCAGCCCAGAAGCCCUCAAGGCAAUAUAUGGGUUGAAUGUUCGAUUGACAAAGAGUGCAUUUUACCCGGUGCAGAUGCAGCUAUCACGAGGCGAGGUGCUCCAGUCUUUGUUCGGAACACAAGACCAAGACUAUCAUAUGAAGCUUAGACGGACUGUCAGCAAUGCAUUCUCCAUGACCUCACUGGUUCAAUACGAACCCCGAGUGAACGAUACUGUUCGAGUUUUCCUGCAACGGACGGAAGAACUCUAUGCGAAGCCUGGCCAACCCUGCAAUUUUAUCCUCUGGCUCCAAUACUUUGCCUUUGAUGUCAUUACGGAGAUUACGUACAGUAGGAGAGUCGGCUUCGUGGAUAACUGCGAAGACGUCGAUGGUAUCAUUGCUUGGCUUGGAAAGAUCUUUGACUAUCAGGCGCCGGUUGGCCAGAUGCCUUGGCUAGACAAAGUGUUUGUGAAGAAUCCGAUCAGAACUUUGCUCAGUAAAUAUGGAUACAUCGACAACUCGUCGGGGACGGCCAAAUUCUCAAGAGCUAGAAUGGCCGAGCGACUGUCGGGCGCAUAUAAAAAGGACAGUAUGGACCUUUUGACCAUGUUUCUGAAGGCUCAAACAGAGAACCCUGACUUCUUCGAUGAUGGACGCCUCCUAACAAUGACAACCUCGAUUGCCCUUGCUGGAUCUGACACAACAGCCAUCAGCCUCGCAGCAGUCUUUUACUUCCUUCUCAAGUCCCCCGAAUGCUACCAGAAGCUCAACCGGGAAAUCGACGAUGCCAUUAAUGCUGGCUUGAUAUCAGACACAGGAGGGAUAAUAACGUGGACCGACGCACAGAAACUGCCAUAUCUACAUGCUUGCAUCCAAGAAACGUUCCGCAUGCAUCCAGCCAUUGGCAUGAUCCUGGAGCGACUCGUAGCGCCGCAGGGCAUGGAGAUCUGUGGCCGAUUCAUUCCGGGCGGGACAAUAGUAGGCUGCAACCCCUGGGUCAUACAUCGCCGGCAGGAGAUUUUUGGCGAAGACGUCGAUACUUGGAGACCGGAGCGAUGGCUGGUGAACCCUGCCGACACAGAAGCAGAUGAGUUGCGCUUGAAAAAGAUGAACAACGUCAUGUUCCAAUUCGGAGGUGGUUCGAGGACAUGUCUCGGCAAGCACAUCGCCCUUUUGGAGAUGUAUAAACUGAUUCCGAGCUUUUUGAGACGAUUUGAGGUAAGCAGACCCCGUAUCGAGAAUUUUCACAGAGUUUGA